This is a messenger RNA of Xiphophorus maculatus (southern platyfish), 2797 nucleotides long. RefSeq names its product ATP-sensitive inward rectifier potassium channel 12-like. Gene Ontology annotation, molecular function: inward rectifier potassium channel activity. The record is from RefSeq and is a predicted model, not a curated record. The transcript has 3 exons. Gene Ontology annotation, cellular component: plasma membrane. Gene Ontology annotation, biological process: potassium ion import across plasma membrane; regulation of monoatomic ion transmembrane transport. The coding region runs from base 347 to 2083 and encodes 578 amino acids. Lineage: Eukaryota; Metazoa; Chordata; Actinopteri; Cyprinodontiformes; Poeciliidae.
CACAACUCUCAGGCAGUAAAGAAAGAGCGACUCGGUUUGUAGACAAUGGAGCAACAGGAGAAAGCUCUGGAUAAAGGCAUCACUAAGUUUGCACUCGAGCCAUCGGGGUGAACUUUCCUGACAAAGAUGUUUGACUACUAAAGAGAACAAGGAGGAGAAGAAGGAGGGAAGCGGCGACAAAAAACCUGCUUACAUGUCUGUUCAUGAGGAUGAAACCACAGUUGGUCUCCAUAUGAUUUUGAUUUCAGCACUGCAAAAGGAAAUGUAUCAUGAGAAAGGAAGUCCGAUCACAAACGCAUGACAGACCUGAGCUCAUAUAUCCUCCUUGUCCAGCAAGAAUACGUUAAUGGUUGGAACUGCCCGCCCCAACCUCCAUUACUGCCCUCGCAGACACAGCCUGAUGAUCACCGGUGCCAUGGGAGCGGUGAGGGUCAACAGAUACAGCAUCGUUUCCACUGAUGAAGAUAUGCUGAAAAUCUCAAGUUUGGGCCUCCACAACGGCCACAGUCCUCUGACACAGCAAACACUAUCAGGGGCAUGCAUGCGGGGUGAGGAAGGAGGUGGAGGAGGAGAGUAUCCAGGAGGUGAUGAAGUUCUAGGGGCUUUGCCCUUGAGGAUGACGAAAGAGCCGAUCAUCCACAGCAGCUGUCGUUCCUCUCCUCUGUGUCGUCUGGACCUGGAUCUUAGCACUGGACGGCUGCGCAGCCGUUUCGUGAAGAAGAACGGCCAGUGCAAUGUAGUUUUCAAUAACAUGGAGGAUAAACCACGACGAUACCUGGCUGACAUUUUUACCACUUGUGUAGACAUACGUUGGCGUUACUUGCUGCUCAUCUUUACCGCUACUUUCCUUCUAUCCUGGCUGCUCUUUGGUUUUAUCUUCUGGGGAGUUGCUCUUGCUCAUGGGGACUUUGAACUGGACCUUCCUGUGGCGGAUGAGAAUCCUAGAAGUAUCUCAGAGGAGGCAAAAGAUAAAAAGCGGCCAUGCAUUCUCCACAUCCAGGGUUUCAUUGGGGCUUUCCUCUUCUCAAUAGAGACCCAGACCACUAUUGGAUAUGGCUUCCGGUGUGUCACUGAGGAAUGUCCGAUUGCUGUUGUGACAGUGGUAGUGCAAUCCAUUGUGGGGUGUAUAAUUGACUCUUUCAUGAUUGGCACCAUCAUGGCAAAGAUGGUUCGCCCCAAAAAGAGAGCGCAGACCUUGUUGUUCUCGCAUAAUGCAGUCAUCGCCCUGAGAGAUGGUAAGCUGUGCCUCAUGUGGCGCCUAGGGAACAUGCGUAAGAGCCACAUUGUUGAGGCGCAUGUGCGUGCGCAACUCAUCAAACCGCACGUGACAGCUGAGGGUGAGUACCUUCCCUUAGAACAAACAGACAUUGAUGUUGGCUAUGACGACGGACUGGAUAGACUGUUUUUGGUGUCACCACUGGUGGUUGUCCACGAGAUCAACAAAAACAGUCCUCUUUUCAACCUGAGCCACAGUGACCUACAGAAGGAGGACUUUGAGAUAGUGGUCAUCUUGGAGGGGAUGGUGGAGGCCACAGCCAUGACUACACAGGCCCGUAGCUCUUACUUGGCCAGAGAGAUCCUUUGGGGUCACCGCUUUGAGCCGGUGGUGUUUGAGAAGGGUGACCGCUACCAUGUGGAUUAUUCCCGCUUCCAUAAGACUUACGAAGUGCCAUCUACACCUCAAUGCAGUGCCAGAGAACUGAGCCAGAAAAAGGGUCACAGUGGGCAAUUGUCUUCUUCAAGUUCAAGCUUCUCCCGAUCUCCAUCACUGUUUGCUCCAAGAGCAGCAAGACAUUUGCAGGGAUCUCACUCCCCCAGUGCUUUCUGCUAUGAGAAUGAAGUAGCUUUGUGCUGCGGAGACGAUGCAGAUGAUGAGGAGGCAGAUAAGGAAAUGGACGGUCUCAAAACAGGAAGUAAAAGGGAGAUAAAAAUAAGGGAUGACAUUCACUUGGAUUACAAAGGGGCAUUUGUGAAAGAGCAGACAGUAGAGAUGCUGUGUGUUCUGGACACAGAGAAUCAGAUCAGCCUUGAUAGACUACAGCCAACCCUACCUUUAUACAUCAGCAGAGAAUCAGGAGUUUGAUUAAUGAUAAUUCCUGCCAUUUUGUUUGUUGUCUGACAUUGUUUGAUUCAACCAAAGCACUGAACUGAGAUAAAUAUAAAAUAUGAAAGAUGCAGUGUGAGCUUUGCAUGUGGAGUGAGAGAGGUUUGUUUUCUUAGAACUGGAAUACAUUUUGUUUUUGUGUAAAAUACAGUUUCAGUCAAAAAAAGAAAAAAGACGGCAUGUGUAAAAACCUCAGAGGUCUUCUAAUUUUAAAUGUGGUGACAGAGUAAUACUUUUAUUUCACAAGGCAUCUUGAAAAUGUAAAUGUUUUCCUAAUUUAUUCAGUAUUAUUUGUGUUUGGUCUAUAACUACCUGAAGCUUUUUGUUGUUAAUUUCCAGUCUUUUUUUUGUAAAUAUAUGCUUUUAUUAACUUUACUUUGGAUCUGUUCAGGUCUUAGGACAGAAUGUUUAUUUAUUAUUUAAUAUAUAAAGGCAAGAAAGCACAAAAUAAUUUUCUUGGUCAUCUGUAUUUUGAAAUAGUGUCUUCUUGAAUGAGUUUCUUUAACUAUUUGUAUUUAAUUAAUUUGUUUCUUGAAAGUCCAAUGCACUAUGUUCCUAAAUUACCCAGCACAAAAGAGGUACAUAGUGCAGAAACAUGAGAUUAAAGUAAGACCUGUGCAAAUGAACAAGCACUUUAUUAUAAUAUUAUCAAUAGAAACAAACACUUCACAACUGUCUCUUCAUUUUGUAUGA